AUGGUGUCUGAGUCAGAAGAGAGAGAACAGCCAGACAGUAUAGAUCUUACUGGAGAUGAUGAUAACGAUAUUGAUUCUACACAAGUUUCUGGAAUUAUUUCUACUGUACCCAACUUUACACCAGGUGAUGCUGGAAGCUGCAAUUUCAGCAUUGUAAAUGUUUCAUCUUUGUCCACUCCAGCACAAACAGUGGUUCCCGGCUUUCUGUAUGAACAGAGUGUAGCUGAUAUACAGAUAGAGGGAAGCAGCAGUUUUGUACCAGUUGGUGAGGAUUAUGACAACAGAGAAACAAUAGAAGAGGAACCAGGCGACCCUAAUGCAUCAUGGGAACAUUCUGAUGGUAGUCAGGCAACAGAUGCUAGUUACUAUGGCAACGUAAAGGAUAAUAAUGAAGGACAUGAUGUAGACGAUCCAACAGCGUUUAUGAGACCAUCUAUCCCUAUAAAUCCAUUGAAACAUGUUCAGUUCAACAAGGAGUUUUAUGGUAAAAAAGAAAAACCUCAGCAAUAUCAACCAGUGCAGCUGAUUCCAUACCCACCAACAUCAAGCAGGGAGCCAGUAAUAUUUCUUCAACCAAUCACAGACCAGGAUCAGCCAAUAACCACACCCACAGAUGUCAAGUUGACACCCACUCACGAUUUAGCCAGUCAAGCGUCAUUUACAACAAUGCUAACGUCUUUUGACUUCGGCACUACACAGAAUGUAAUGACAAGUGACACUGUCCAAGAUACGCCCGCAGCACAAAACAACCAAUCAAAAUGCAGUACUUUUCCACAGAACAUGCCUAAGCCAUCUUCUUCAACUUUUGGAACCCCGCCCACAUUUGGACCAACACCAAUACCGCUAAGCGGGAAUGAAAGAAUAGUUAUUCCGUCAUGCGCAGAUGAACAGUAUUUGCCUUUUACUAAAGAAAACUAUGGGAAAGAAAAGGAUAAGUGGGUUUUGAAGAGGCACAUCUGUCAAUAUUGUGGAAAAAGAUGUAUGAAACCCUCUGAUUUGACAAGACACAUUAAAAUACAUACAGGCGAAUAUCCGUUUGAGUGUCCUUCUUGUAAAAAGAGAUUCAGAGAAAAGUUUAAUUUGAAUGCGCAUUUCAAAAAGGGCAGUUGUACUCCUUAA
Molecule: messenger RNA, 1119 nt
Organism: Mercenaria mercenaria
Lineage: Eukaryota; Metazoa; Mollusca; Bivalvia; Venerida; Veneridae
Product: protein glass-like
Exons: 3
Coding region: 1-1119 (372 amino acids)
Cellular component (GO): nucleus
Source: RefSeq, a predicted model, not a curated record